Messenger RNA from Glossina fuscipes, 2395 nucleotides. Its product is annotated as solute carrier family 12 member 8. Gene Ontology annotation, molecular function: potassium:chloride symporter activity. Lineage: Eukaryota; Metazoa; Arthropoda; Insecta; Diptera; Glossinidae. Gene Ontology annotation, cellular component: membrane. The transcript is spliced from 6 exons. Gene Ontology annotation, biological process: potassium ion homeostasis; chloride ion homeostasis; potassium ion import across plasma membrane. The record is from RefSeq and is a predicted model, not a curated record. The coding region runs from base 1 to 2157 and encodes 718 amino acids.
AUGAUGGACAAUCAGAGGACUAACGGUUUUGUUGAUGGGGGAAAUGACGGCCGUCGAAGUCAACAAGUGAAUUGGAAUCGUUUCGGAUUAGGUUCAGAGGAGGAUGGUGAAGUGAUAGUAGCCAAUUUUCGUCAACGUGGCAAUUGCGGUGGCUUUAUUGACUUAGGAAGUGAGUAUACGUAUGCUUCUGGUGGUCACCAAGCUUCUGGAGCAAAUGAGAUUUUCGCUCAGGAACAAGGCGAGAAACCAUGGUGGCGUUCUAAUUUCUUUAUAUCUCAGCCCGUAUUGUUUGGUACUUGGGAUGGUGUGUUUACGUCGUGUCUAAUCAACGUGUUCGGCGUUAUUGUGUUUCUGCGUUCCGGUUGGAUAGUAGCACAGGCUGGCAUUUUAAAUGCUGUGCUUAUCAUAUUUUGUACGGUUGUAAUUGCUUUAGUUUCGGUUCUCUCCGCCGUGGGAAUCUGCGAAAGAUGUAGAGUCGAAAGCGGUGGCGUUUAUUUUUUGAUAGCACAUACCUUAGGUUCCAGGUUUGGUGGCUCGUUGGGUUUAUUGUAUUGUUUUGGACAAGCUGUAGGGUGCGCCUUAAACGUAAUGGGUUUCGGUGAAUCGAUGGCGGGGUUUGUUGGAUUGGAAGACAAUAAAUGGGCUGUGCGAGGCUUCGCGACUGCUGCUGUUUUAUUGUUGGGAUGCAUAAAUGUAGCUGGGGUGAAAUGGGUAAUUAAAUUGCAGUUUAUAUUGUUAAUGAUAUUGCUUUUCUCGGCUUUGGACUUUAUGGUUGGCAGUUUUAUUGGAGAAGAUUCAAAAAACGGUUUCGACGGUUGGGUUAGUAAUAAUUUCCUAGAGAACCUUUGGCCAAAAUAUGAGAAUGGUUAUUCUUGGUUUCGUGUUUUUGGCGUUUUCUUUCCCACUGUCACUGGUGUGCUUUCGGGAAUUAAUAUGAGCGGUGAUUUGCGUGCGCCAUCGACUGACAUACCUAACGGCACCUUGGCCGCUUUCGGUACCUCCACUUUUCUUUACUUAGUUUUCAUCCUAUUUCUGGGUUCGACUUGUCAAAGAACUACACUAUUGAACGAUUUCAUGAUUUCAGUUAAAGUAUCAGCUCUUCAUUUUCUCCUCAUGGCUGGGAUUUAUGUGUCCAGCAUGUCUUCAUGUUUAGGAGCUAUGUAUGGGACGCCUCGUGUUCUGCAAAGUAUAGCUAAAGAAAGCGUUAUACCUGGCAUUGACAUAUUGGGGAAAGGAAGAGGCCCCAAUAAAGUGCCCCUUUAUUCAAUGGCUGUAGUGGCUCUGGUAACAGUAACCUUUAUCAUUGUAGGCGAUAUUAAUUUUCUGGCACCCAUCGUCACCAUGCCGUUUUUAUUAACGUAUGCCUGCAUAGAUUAUUCGUAUUUCGCUUUGGCACAAACUUUUGAUAUACAAGAACAAAGAGAAGAACGUUUUCGUAUACAAGCUUCAUCACCAUCGUACGAGAGCCGGCGAUAUGGAGCCAUGCCUGAAGGUAGCGAUUUAGAUUUGCUAUUUCCCGAUAGAGUGCGUCACAAAAAUUUGCAAACCCCGCAAAACUCACCUCAACAUAUGCCUUCUACGAUAAGUGAUAAUCACUUCGCUUCUGCGACUGCCGCCAAUGGCGAACUGGUAGCCAACCCUGAAAUUGAAACCAGAAAUAUUAUAAAUGAAACUGUAAACCACAAUUAUGCAGGAGGUGUUUUAGACGUGGUUGCGACACAAGAUGAAGAGCCUAUUGCCCCGAUUCGGGCGCCUAUACACCAGAAAACGAAAAAUUGGUAUUCGGGUUACUGCAAUCGAUGGGCUUCUUUAUUGGGAGCAUUUACCAAAAUAUUGGUCAUGUUAAUGGUUAAUUGGUACUAUGCUUUAACAUGUUUUUUGGUGGUCUUUAUCAUUUGGUUUUAUGUAGGAACUGCCAAUCCAGCUGUUAAACCAGGUGUUACGGCCGAGUUCAACUUUUUCGGCUGGUUAAAAAGUGUCAUAUUCCGUUGCUUUGGUAAACGUAUGCACGAAUAUGAACAAAUAGUGGUGACACCAUCAUGCCCUGGUGUUGAUCUAUCACCCACACAAUUAAAUGAGGAUAAUGAGGACUUUUCUCAGAGAAGGCGCUACCACCAUUCUUCGGUGGUUGAAGGUCAUUUAAUCAAUGAUAUUUAAAGCGACCUAUUUCAACGCAUUUCAUGCACUAUUAAGCUAAAUAAAAUGUUUAAGUCCUUCUAUGAACGAUAAUAUGGUAAAUAGACACAUACCGCUCCAUCCAUUCGUUGAAUAUACCCGUAUUAAAAAAAUGAAGAGUUCAAAAUAUAUAAAUGUAAAGCAAUAAGAUUUAUUAUAUGCUUCAGUUAAUUUAUAUGUUCAAUUAUAAGUUCAAAAAGCAUUUCUGAACGUUUCUCCU